AUGCUGAGCAGGAAGUUCUUCAGGGACGGAGUGAGGCUGGAAUCCGCGGCGGCGCUAGCCACCUCCGGCAUCGCCAUCGAAGCGGCCAACGCGGCGGCAGUUGCUCCGGCAACCGCCCUCUCUUUCAGAGACGAUGCGUCGACUCGGAAGGACCUUCUGCUGCUGGGAUUCUUGGUGGUGGUGGUGGAGAAAGCCGAUGGAACCGACUUGGUGAUGGCGAGCCCUUUCGGUUGAUUGUUGAACCCCUUCAGCUGGGUUGCUGAAGUCAGUGGCAGAGCCAUUGAAACUGUCGCCAUUUUUUCCUCUUUUUCUUUUGUGCGCGUUUCUUCUUUCUUCUUGUGGUGCUGGUGAGGUU
Molecule: messenger RNA, 355 nt
Organism: Linum tenue
Lineage: Eukaryota; Viridiplantae; Streptophyta; Magnoliopsida; Malpighiales; Linaceae
Source: the annotation of a GenBank genome assembly